CAAAGUAAAUGGCUUCUCUCGUGUUAUUAACAUUUUCACUCCUUUUUGCAACUUUCUCUUCUCCUCUUGUAGAUGCUUUUAAUUAUACUGAUGGUGGUAAUUCCACCCUCGCCGCGCCAGCACUAAACCCUAUUGAUGCUUGCUGGCGAAGAGACGCUAAAUGGUCGACUAACCGUCAAGCCCUGGCCAGAUGCGCGGUAGGGUUCGGGAAAAACGCGCAAGGGGGCAGCAAAGGGCCUAUCUACGUGGUUACAAGCCCAGCAGAUGACGUUGGAAAGCCUAAACCCGGAACUUUAAGAUUUGGGGCGACCCAACCUAAACCACUAUGGAUCACAUUCCAACGUGACAUGGUCAUAAGGUUGAAAACCGAGCUCGAAGUGACGAGCCACAAGACGAUAGACGGGAGAGGAGCAAAAGUUGACAUUGGCAACGGACCAUGCAUUGCGAUCAAACGUGCGACCAAUGUCAUUAUACAUGGGCUAACUAUCCAUGAUUGUAAAUUGAGCAAAGGAUUUGAUGGUGACGGAAUCCGCGUGUUUCAAUCUAGUAAUGUUUGGAUCGAUCAUUGUCACUUAUCUCGGUGCCAAGAUGGUUUGAUCGAUGUGGUUACAUCUUCUACGGCUGUCACGAUUUCUAAUAAUCGUUUAAUAAAUCACCAGAAAGCGAUGUUGCUCGGACAUUCUGACCAACAUAUGGCUGAUAAGAAUAUGAAAGUUACAGUUGCAUUUAAUGUAUUUGGACCGGGUCUCACCGAGAGAAUGCCUAGGGUAAGAAGAGGGUAUGCGCAUGUAGCAAACAAUAUGUACAACAAAUGGAAUCUGUAUGCAAUUGGAGGAAGUGCUGAUCCUACUAUCUAUAGUGAAGCCAACCACUUCAUUGCUCCUGACAGAAAAGAACACAAAGAGGUGACAAAGAGAAUGGAUAAAAGUCCUGCUGCAAAAAAAGGAAAAUGGAGUACGAAUAAGGACGUUUUCAUCAACGGAGCUUUCUUCAAGGCGUCUGGUGGAGCGGGCGUCCCGCCGCCGUACGGAGGUGGACAAGCGUUUCCAGUGGCCGGGGCUCAAGUCCCUGCUCUUACUGCCUCGGCUGGUCCUCUCAAUUGCGCACCCGGCAGGGUUUGCUAA
Molecule: messenger RNA, 1124 nt
Organism: Raphanus sativus (radish)
Lineage: Eukaryota; Viridiplantae; Streptophyta; Magnoliopsida; Brassicales; Brassicaceae
Product: probable pectate lyase 4
Molecular function (GO): pectate lyase activity
Source: RefSeq, a predicted model, not a curated record